This is a messenger RNA of Heterobasidion irregulare TC 32-1, 966 nucleotides long. RefSeq lists its product as uncharacterized. The transcript has 3 exons. The coding region runs from base 1 to 966 and encodes 321 amino acids. The record is from RefSeq and is a predicted model, not a curated record. NCBI's taxonomy places the organism in Eukaryota, Fungi, Basidiomycota, Agaricomycetes, Russulales, Bondarzewiaceae.
AUGCAUCUCCCUCAGAGAAGCUCUAUCUCCGAACCCAUCAAUCAUAAUAGAAUGUUUCUCGUAUUGAGCGCUGAUACAAACGACCCUAUCCCAGUGAACACCAUGGUUGCAUCCAGCGUCGUCGUCCUCACGCCCGACCAUCCACCCCUUCCACUGGAACUCUUGGAUGAGGUAUUCCGCAUCACAGCCUCGUCCUCGACGCAGUCCUGCCUCGCACUCUGCCUGGUAUCUUCAUGGGUGUAUCGUUUGGUCAUCCCAUAUCUCAUGGACCAGGUCAUCAUCACCUCGUUCCCCAAAGCAAUCUCACUCCGUGACCAUCUCUUUCCUUCUCUACCCCGUGUAAGAAACAUCGCAGACCCCGUUCUGCACAUACAAGGCCUUUGGUUGCCUGAUCACAUCUCGCUACCACCAAGAAUCUUCCUCGCGAGCAAGAACUUGCGUCGCGCAGCUAUUCACGUCCAAGCACUCUGCAAUCUAGCUUCGGAAUGUCCCUUAGACCUGGAUAGUAACCGCGAGCUUGAUCACGACCUAGACUUGACAUUGCUGGGAGGAGGGAAGUGCAACUAUGAACACUUGACGAAAGCACGGUUUUUGAUGAGCAGGGUCACACGCCUCCACCUCGUUUCCAAUGCUCCGCCCCUGCUUUUCGAUAAUCUACCACAUGUCACCCAUCUGGCCAGCACGUGGACGUUUUCCGUUCAUGAUGUGGAACUAUUUGUCACAGCUCUGCCAGCCCUCAAGGUCCUCGUCUUCGUGAUAGAUACUCGUUUCACGUCGUCGUUUCAGAAAUUAGCCAAGGACUGCAUCUAUAGGCUUCGGAAAAAGGAGCAGUGGGUUUGGUUUUUGGAGGCAGAUAGGAGCGAGUUGAGGGCAGAGUGGGAAGAUGAAGCUAGGGGUGGCGAGAGCCUCUGGGACCGUGCGAUACGGCAAACCACGAAUUGGGAGAAGGAACGUGCGGUAGCAUAG